Molecule: messenger RNA, 453 nt
Organism: Aplosporella prunicola CBS 121167
Lineage: Eukaryota; Fungi; Ascomycota; Dothideomycetes; Botryosphaeriales; Aplosporellaceae
Exons: 3
Coding region: 17-193 (58 amino acids)
Biological process (GO): regulation of DNA-templated transcription
Molecular function (GO): DNA-binding transcription factor activity, RNA polymerase II-specific; zinc ion binding
Source: RefSeq, a predicted model, not a curated record
CUAUCCUCAACCCAGCAUGUACGCUCCAGGCACAGACUACGUUGGUGCUAGCCGGAAGCGCCAGGUGCGAGCUGUUCAGGCCUGCAACAAUUGCCGAAAUCGCAAGCAGAAGUGCGACGAAGCAAGACCUUGUCAGUUCUGCCGUGAAUCCGGGCUCAAGUGCGAGUACAAGGAAGUACCGCCACCAAAGUAAGUUAGAAGCCUGCGCCGUUGCCGAGAGCGCACUACUCACCCACACACCAUUGACAGGCAAGAUCGCACUUUGCACGACAUUUCGACGAAGCUUGCCAUGCUCGUGGAUCAGUUCUCGCCCAUUCCAAGUCGACUUGACAGAAUAGAGCGGCAACUUCGAGGUCAGCAGAGUGGAGAUGUCCGAGAAAACACCUCGUCGGAACCGCCACCGCACACAGCAGCCAGGACAUUAGCCGGGCCGAAAUUCUCAGCGCCGCCUCC